UCCAACUGCUCUUUUACCAAAAAACCAUGUCGCACCUUCUUCGCCUGGGACUUUGGGGAGUUUGCUUCCUUGCGGUAUCAGUCCCAGGGGAUGCGGCCCUGAACACCACGGGCAAAAUUUGUCAGUGGGGCUGUUGGGAUGAAGAGGAUGAGGCCUGCCAUGCUGGGCUGAAUGACAUGCAAUGUGCGGAGAUCUACGGCCACGUGGAAUGGAUCCAGGCCUGUGACUGCGUGGACGAGGCCACGGGCCUGCGGGACAACGUCACGGUGGCCUCGCCACGGGUGGGCUCGGCCAACCUCUACUUCUCGGUGCCGGCCUUCGUGGUGCUCUUCCGGGCUUCUGCCUUCGCCGGCAGCGACGGCCGCAUCCUCCGCGCCGCGGCGAACCUGGGCUCGGUGCAGACGGUGGACGCGCGCAAGGCGCGGCAGGGCGGCUUCAGCGAAGUGGCGUGGCAGCGGAGCCAUGAUGCGGCCUAUGUGCCGCAAG
Molecule: messenger RNA, 486 nt
Organism: Cladocopium goreaui
Lineage: Eukaryota; Dinophyceae; Suessiales; Symbiodiniaceae
Source: the annotation of a GenBank genome assembly